Messenger RNA from Suillus fuscotomentosus, 1427 nucleotides. RefSeq lists its product as uncharacterized. The record is from RefSeq and is a predicted model, not a curated record. The transcript has 17 exons. NCBI's taxonomy places the organism in Eukaryota, Fungi, Basidiomycota, Agaricomycetes, Boletales, Suillaceae. The coding region runs from base 201 to 1121 and encodes 306 amino acids.
UUUCAAGUUGCUGAUGGCCGCAUCUAUCUCAGUACUACUAGUAGGCUAGCGCUAUGCUCAUACCUUCUUGUGCUCCCGGAACAUUCACCGGCUUUGUGCGGCCACCUGUACUAUUAAGUGCAUGAUUACUCUCUGAAGUUCCUUCGAUUUACAGCCUUCCCGUCCUCCAAAGAAGAAUCAGCAACUUGUACAUUCGCGCCAUGACCCAGGUCGUGGCAAAAUACAGUUCCGCUAUCAGGAUUGUGGCUUCGGUGAUGACUGGUUUUGUUUUCUUGAUUUUGACUGCGCAAGUUUGGAUCUAUUUUCGGAGACGAUUUCGGGAGAACUGCAGGCAGUGUAAAGCUUUCGUUGCCUUCAUCUGGUUGAUCCAAGCUGCUCAAAUGAUAAUCGCUACUUGGAUAUCGUUUGCUCAUGCGUUGGAGUUCAAUCAUACACUCGGCCAUAUGUUGAUAAACUGGGCGCUUUACACCGGAAUGAGUUCCUUGACCACAUCUGUUGUGCAUGGCAUUUUCAUAUCUAGGGUCUUCAGACUUGAGAAGAGUUUCUAUGGUAAACGGAGAAUAACAUCCGUCCUGAUUGCAUUUUGUGUCAUGGAGCAAGUCUUUGGUCUUCUUGGUGCAAUCUACGUCUCUCAACUAAGCCAUUACAACUUAAAUGUCAUGAUUGACUGGUCUACCUUGAUCUCGCUUGGUUGUUCAGCAAUCAAUGAUGUUCUUAUCGCUGGAACUACGGCUUAUAUUCUCCGCAAACACAUGACUGAAUCGCCAAGAACCAACCGAAUGAUCACAAAACUUAUCAUAUUCUGCUCGCAAACGGGUUUGAUUACAACUGUGGUGGCAUCUAUCACUAUGGGAAUUUGGGCAGCUUGCCGUUUCGAUGUGUAUCAUCUACAUAUGUGUUUUCCUAUUGGAGGCUUAUAUGCUACAUGUUUUCUCGCCAAUUUAAUCGCUCGGGAUUCCUACCUGCAGCCACAGACAGUCCACGAAACCGAGAUUUCCGAAAUCAGUUUUGCACGCUCCACACAGGCGAUUCAUGUGGGCUUGCCAGACAAUAAAUCCGGGCCGCAGGAAAUAUCGGUAAUGCAAGAAGGAACAGAUUCCUCAAAAGCGUCCUCCUGUUAAGUCGAUCCACUAUAAUCCUUUGGACAUAAUGUCACCGUCUCGGUGUCGUAGCAAUUGCUUAGAGUUAAGUACUAAGUUUGUUAGUGCUUCGCACGUGACACGACGCGAUGCGCCUAGCGGAAUCGAACUGUUGGAAUACGAACCAUCGUAUAUAGACCAUCGUGUUUCGUCUUCUCCCCUCAGUCUGUUCCAUUACGACUGAGGGUGAGCUCUUUGCAUAUACGAAACAUACCUAGACACUAACGGACGCUUAUAGCUAACGCACUGUCUAGGCAUAUCAUAAUAUAUAAGUCUGUUCCAUUACGA